AUGUUUAAACAAUUUGCAAUUCGUGGUUUGAGAACAAGCUCUUAUAUAAAGCUAGUGAAACCAUACAGUAAAUCUACACAGCAUGAAGUUAAAGAAAUAGAAAUUCCAGUACCUUGGGGCAAAGUGGCUGGUAAAUUAUGGGGAUCGCAAAAUAAACAACCUAUUCUGGCUUUGCAUGGUUGGCAAGAUAAUGCUGCAUCAUUUGAUAACAUAGCACCACUUAUCAUGAAAAAUACACCUGUUCUGGCAAUCGAUUUACCUGGACAUGGUCUAUCUUCAUGGCUACCACCAGGAUUUAUGUAUAAUGAAUUGAUAUACUUUUUGUUAGUUAAAAGAAUUAAAAGAUAUUUUGGAUGGGAAAAAAUAAAAGUAAUGGCGCAUUCCUUAAAUGCAAUGACAAUAUAUUGGUAUGCUGCGACUUUUCCAACAGAGCUACAAUAUGUUAUAGCUUUGGAUUUUUUCAAAUUUAUUUCUAUUAGUACAGACACGCAUACUUCUAUGUUUAGAAAUGCAGUUGAUACAUUUUUUAAACUCGAGGAAAGUUAUGUUCAAUUAAGUUACACGCAAAGUGAGAUUAUGAAAAAGAUAUCUACAGGAAUAUAUAUAAAUUUGGAUGAAUCAUCAAUUAAAAUACUUAUGACUAGAGGUAUCACGCAAAAAGAGGAUGGAAUGUAUAUUAUAAACAGAGAUCCUAGAAUGCGAGUUAUACCCAUCCAUAGUAUGUUUUCGUCAGAGCAAGUAGAAGAGUACGCAAAGUUUAUAACAUGCCCAUAUUUAAUAAUCAAAGGAGACAUUAAUUUUUAUGGUGAGGAUCAAGAACUCUUUUAUAAGACGCUGGAAAUAAUGAGAGCAACUAAUGACACAGUACAAUAUGAGAUUCUGUCAGCAACACAUCAUCUUCAUCUCACACAUCCAAAAGAUACAGCAGCAAUUAUUAAUCCCUUUUUAGAAAAGUAUGAUUAACUAUCCAUACGCUCUCAAAACACAAGUAUAAUUUUAUCGCGUUAAUUAUAAUGGAUAUAAUAUUAAUUUGUAUUUCUACACGGACUUCAAUUUUUGUUACUUGUUUAUCGACAGUGAUCUAGUCUUAUUGAAACAUCUGUAAUUGAUGUUGGCAAUUGAUAUACGGAGUGGGGGUAAAAAGUUGGUUCAAUGCUUUGA
Acromyrmex echinatior (Panamanian leafcutter ant) is the source of this 1161-nucleotide messenger RNA. Its product is annotated as putative serine hydrolase. Lineage: Eukaryota; Metazoa; Arthropoda; Insecta; Hymenoptera; Formicidae. The record is from RefSeq and is a predicted model, not a curated record. Gene Ontology annotation, cellular component: membrane.